AUGAGCGAAAACAAACAAGAAAAAGAAGUCGCCCCACCGCCGCCACCCGGUUUCGAGGACGUCAAAGCCGGCGCGCACCUCGACGAAGUCGCCCAAGUGGCGGAGAAAUUAGCCAAAGGCGAGGAUUUGCGUCUGGGGACGAAGAAAGAAGGCACCGUGGACGCGCCGGAUUUGAGUUUAAAAACCGGACAAUUGAAAAGCUGGGCCGACGAGGAGGCUGAAACCGAGGCGAUUAUUAAAGUCGCGGACCCGAACUCGAAGUACACCUCGGCGCAAACCUUCGACGAGCUCGGGUUGUCCGCGGAACUCUUGCAAGGUCUCUACACGGAGAUGAAGUUCGAGAAGCCGUCGAAGAUCCAAGCGGAGACGUUACCUAUGAUUUUAACGCCGCCGCAUAGAAACUUAAUCGCGCAAGCGCACAACGGGAGUGGGAAAACGACGUGUUUUACGCUCGGGAUUUUGAGUCGGGUGAACGUGAACGAACCCGGGACGCAAGGGUUGAUGAUUUGUCCGACGAGAGAAUUGGUGAUUCAAAACGUCGGCGUGAUGCAAAGGAUGGGGAAGUACACGAACAUUUCGAUCGCGAGUACCGCGGAUCCGAAAUACGACGGGUAUAACAAAGAACAGAUUAACGGGCAGGUGGUGAUUGGAACGCCGGGGAGGUUGUUGCGGUGGAUGCGGGAGAAACAGUUGGACUGUUCGAAAGUAAACUGCUUGGUCUUUGACGAGGCGGACAACAUGUUAGGCACGGACGGACACAGAGUGGACUCGACGAAAAUUUUGAAACAUUUACAGAUGAGCGCAAAAAAUUGGCAAGUGUUGUUGUUUUCGGCGACAUUUAACGAGGCUGUGAAGACGUUUGCCACGAAAGUGGUGCCCAACGCGAACCAGAUUUUCUUGCCGGCGCACGAGUUGUCCUUGGACGUGAUCAAACAGUACCGAGUGAACGUACAAUCGAACGACCAGAAAGACAUGUUAUUGAAAGAGAAGAUUUUUCCGCUUUGCGAUAAGAUUGGGCAAACGAUUAUUUUCGUGAGAACGAGAGAAGGAGCGAGACGAUUACACGCGAGCAUGCAAAGAGACGGAUUUAAAUGCACCGCGAUUGAAGGACAAAUGCAAAACGAAGACCGCGAUCGAGUGAUUAAAGAGUUUCGAGACGGUCAAACGAAGAUUUUGAUCGCCACGGACGUGUUAAGUAGAGGGUUGGACGUGUCCACGGUGACGUUAGUUAUUAAUUACGACAUGCCGGUGGAGUAUCAGAACCCGUCCGUGCCGAAUUUCGAAACGUACUUACACAGAAUCGGUCGUUCCGGGAGGUUCGGUAAGAAAGGCGCGGCGUUUAACUUGUUGUUGGGAGAAAACGAAAGAUUGGUUUUAGACCAAAUUGAAAGGCAUUUCGAGCACAUGGUGCCCGAGGUCACGUUAAACGACGACGAUACGUUUGAAUCGAUUUUAACAGCCGCUGGUUUGAUGUCGCCGGACGAGUCUUGA
Bathycoccus prasinos is the source of this 1491-nucleotide messenger RNA. RefSeq lists its product with no specific name. The transcript has 2 exons. The coding region runs from base 1 to 1491 and encodes 496 amino acids. Gene Ontology annotation, biological process: poly(A)+ mRNA export from nucleus. Lineage: Eukaryota; Viridiplantae; Chlorophyta; Mamiellophyceae; Mamiellales; Bathycoccaceae. The record is from RefSeq and is a predicted model, not a curated record. Gene Ontology annotation, cellular component: cytoplasmic stress granule; nucleus. Gene Ontology annotation, molecular function: RNA helicase activity; RNA binding; ATP binding.